Molecule: messenger RNA, 1041 nt
Organism: Bacidia gigantensis
Lineage: Eukaryota; Fungi; Ascomycota; Lecanoromycetes; Lecanorales; Ramalinaceae
Exons: 2
Coding region: 1-1041 (346 amino acids)
Source: RefSeq, a predicted model, not a curated record
AUGUCGAACAACCCCAGCUCAGUCCGACCGCCAGAGCCAGCAAUGAUGCUCCCGUCCGAAAUCCUCCACAACUCAGUCGAGCUGCCUCACAAGCCUGGAGCCCAGAUCCAUUACUCCAUCGCACGACCCGAUGAGAUCGACACUUCGCCUGUUCUCGUGGUCUUUCUGAAUGGCUUGAUGUCAGACAAAGCGACCUGGCUGCCAGUCAUGGCAGGGGUAAUCCGACAGCAGAAGGCCGCCGCGACCCCAUUCUCUAGCUGGCCCACAAUGCUCGCUUACGAUAGGUAUGGUCAGGGAUUGACCAGCGAUACUGAUCCAAAGGACAAAGGACAGGAACAGGGCAGAGGGCACGACGUCAAGGACGCUGCGAUGGAUCUGCACUACCUUAUCAAUGAGGUGAACAUGCAAUCGAAGCCAAAGAUUGUGCUAGUCGCCAACUCCAUCGGGUGUGCGAUUGCAAGAUUGUUUGCACACGAGCAUUCUGUUGCUGCUAUAUUGAUGUUGGAUUCAAUCGUUGCUAAUUCUGAUUUUGAUUUCUGGCCGAAUCCUGAUGCGCCUGAUUUUAGACCCAGUAUGUUGCCCGAGGACAUGACUAUCGAGCAGCUGAGGGAACAGCGGAUGAAAUUCGCGGCCAUAUUCGCACCCGAUGUGAAGAAUAAAGAAGGGUUAGAUAGGCGCAGUCUUUCAAGGCUGCUACCAUACAGUGACAGACCAAUGCUCGGUCAAGCUGGAAACAGACCAUGGAUCACUGUCGUGGGCCACGACUUUCAGCGCUUUGCAGAAGAAAGCCUGCGAGCUAUGGGAACACCGAUCUCAUUGACGAUGCGCUAUUCCAACGCGCUGUGGCACCGGUACAAUCAGGGCCUCGCAAAGCUGACAGAUCCCGAGCUCAGUGAAGGGCCGUUUCAAGCAGAAGGCUGCGGUCAUUUCAUUCAAAAGGAUGAUCCGAAGUUUGUGAUCACACAUCUGUUAGAUCUCCUGGUGAAGGUCAAACGGACGACCCAUCCCAGCGGAGCGACGACAUCAUGGCUAAAAGUGUAG